GCGGCGUGCGCACGGGGCUGCGGGGCAUCUGCGGGGUGGCCGCGGGGCGAGGGGCCAUGGCGUCCCUCCGGAGCAGCGGCGCCGUCUGCGUGGUCUGCCUGGAGAAGCCCAAGUACCGCUGCCCACACUGUCGCCUGCCCUACUGCUCGGUGGCCUGCUUCGGGAAGCACAAAGAGAAGUGCAGUCCUAAAGCCGGUCUUGCGGAGAGGAAAACAAGAUCAGCUGUUCCUGCAGUGAUGAUGAAAUCCGUGGGCAGCGAAGAUGAUGAUGAUGACGACGCUAUAGCUGAUUUUCUCAAUAGUGAUGAAGAAGAGGACAGAGUUUCUUUGCAGAACUUAAAGAAUUUAGAGGAGUCUGCAGCUUUAAAGAACUUGCUACAGAAUCCGCACCUCCGACAGCUCCUGAUGAGCCUGGACCAGGCGGACGACAAGGCAAAGCUUAUGAAGGCCUGCAUGCAGGAGCCCUUGUUUGUGGAGUUUGCCGACUGCUGCCUGAGGGUCGUGGAGCCAGCCCAGGGAGAGGACAGUGAGAGCUGAGUGAGAGCUGCUUGUGCAGGCACAGGCCAGACACACUCACGCACCUGCUUCUGCUCUGCGGAGAUCAGCUCGCAGGGGAGCCCUGGGUGAGUCUGGGGCGGCCCAGAACGCACCUCGGCUGAGCCGGGGAGGUCAGGCUUUACCCAGUGCUCUGGGCUCGGGUUGUCAAGAGGUGGGGCACCAGAGCCAGCAAAACCUUCCGAACGGAACAGUUGCUUGUAAAUGUUUUAUUUUUGGUAAUAGUUGAGAUAUUUAUGCUAAGGUAGACAUACAUGAUACAAGUGUUUUCAAAAACUCCGGUGGAAUUAAAACUUAGUGUCACUAAAUAAAAUAAGGAUGUGGUGGUU
Molecule: messenger RNA, 883 nt
Organism: Sorex fumeus (smoky shrew)
Lineage: Eukaryota; Metazoa; Chordata; Mammalia; Eulipotyphla; Soricidae
Gene: ZNHIT3
Product: zinc finger HIT-type containing 3
Exons: 5
Coding region: 57-536 (159 amino acids)
Biological process (GO): snoRNA localization; box C/D snoRNP assembly; maturation of LSU-rRNA from tricistronic rRNA transcript (SSU-rRNA, 5.8S rRNA, LSU-rRNA)
Cellular component (GO): nucleus; pre-snoRNP complex
Molecular function (GO): protein binding
Source: RefSeq, a predicted model, not a curated record